Molecule: messenger RNA, 831 nt
Organism: Paraphaeosphaeria sporulosa
Lineage: Eukaryota; Fungi; Ascomycota; Dothideomycetes; Pleosporales; Didymosphaeriaceae
Product: N-terminal nucleophile aminohydrolase
Exons: 2
Coding region: 1-831 (276 amino acids)
Cellular component (GO): proteasome core complex
Molecular function (GO): threonine-type endopeptidase activity
Source: RefSeq, a predicted model, not a curated record
AUGGCCGGCUUCGACUUCUCCAACCACAACCGCAAUGCGGCCCUCCACGCCCAGGGCGUGCCCCUCCCCAAGGCGACAAGCACCGGAACUACCAUUGUCGGGUGCCUCUUCGAUGGCGGCGUGGUGAUUGCAGCAGAUACCCGUGCGACGAGCGGACCCAUAGUAGCAGACAAGAACUGCGAGAAGCUACACUACAUCGCGCCCCAGAUCUGGUGUGCAGGCGCCGGCACUGCCGCUGACACCGAGUUCACCACCGCCAUCAUCUCGUCCAACCUCGAGCUGCACGCCCUCUCCACCGGCCGCAAGCCGCGCGUAGUCACCUGCAUGACCAUGCUGAAGCAGCACCUCUUCCGCUACCAAGGCCACAUCGGCGCCUACCUCGUCGUCGCUGGCGUUGACCCCACCGGCGCACACCUCUUCACCGUCCACGCCCACGGCUCUACUGACAAGCUGCCCUACGUCACCAUGGGUUCUGGUUCGCUGGCUGCUAUGUCCGUCUUCGAGACGCAGUGGAAGCGGAAUCUGAGCAGAGACGAUGCCGUUAAGCUCUGCUCCGACGCGAUCCAGGCCGGUAUCUGGAACGAUUUGGGGUCCGGUAGCAACGUCGACGUCGCCGUCAUUACAGGAGAGAAGACGACGUUGAUGAGGAACUACCUUACACCCAACACCCGUGGCACCAAGGAGCGGAAUUACAAGUUCGCGAGGGGCACGACUGCGGUGCUCAACGAGAAGAUUAUCAAGAGAGAAGAGAUCAGCAAGUACGUUACUGUGCACGAGCUGCAGGACGACAGUAUCACAGCAACGGCCGAGACGAUGGAUGUAGACUCAUGA